Medioppia subpectinata is the source of this 210-nucleotide messenger RNA. Lineage: Eukaryota; Metazoa; Arthropoda; Arachnida; Sarcoptiformes; Oppiidae. The record is from the annotation of a GenBank genome assembly.
GUAACCUUUUGGGCGAUUCAAGAGAUACUGUCGCACAAGAGCGCCAAACAUCGGGCGGAAGUGUUGAGCCAUUUCCUAAAAGUGGCCAAACGGCUGCUCGAACUGAAUAACUUGCACUCGGCGUUUGCCAUUAAGUCCGCCCUCUCAUCCGCACCCAUCCAUCGACUCACAAAGACUUGGGCCUAUUUAUCGAAAAAAGAUAAGCAAUUG